Molecule: messenger RNA, 1251 nt
Organism: Dichotomopilus funicola
Lineage: Eukaryota; Fungi; Ascomycota; Sordariomycetes; Sordariales; Chaetomiaceae
Product: tryptophan synthase beta subunit-like PLP-dependent enzyme
Exons: 2
Coding region: 1-1251 (416 amino acids)
Source: RefSeq, a predicted model, not a curated record
AUGACACCCCCUAACCCCUUCAUCCAUUUCAACCCGACGGCCAAAACCUGGCGCUUCACCCACCAGCGCGACAACACCAACCCCCCUCAGGAUACUAAAGUGUCGCCUACCUCAACAUCAGCACAAACCUUCCACCAACACCUCCUCCCCUCCUAUACCCCAACCCCGCUCCAUAGCUUACCGUCUCUCGCCAAUGACCUCGGAAUCAGCCAUCUCCUUCUCAAAGACGAAAGCAGUCGCUUCGGCCUACCCUCCUUCAAGAUCCUCGGCGCAUCAUGGGCCACAUACCGCGCGGUUCUCGACAAGCUAGGGAUCUCCGAGCAAGACGGCCCUGAUAAUAAUCCGACAACACCACCGCCUCACGGAGUAGGAGAGGGAGGCUCUCACCACCAUUUUCUUGCCUCGCUGGGAACCCUCGCCCAACAACGGGGUUUCACCUCCCUCCGACUUGUCACUUGCACGGCUGGUAACUGGGGACGGGCCGUGGCGCGUAUGGCUCGUUAUAUGGGCCUGGCCGCGACGGUGUAUGUGCCGCGGCAUGUGGCCGAGUCGACGCGGGAACUGAUACGCGGUGAAGGGGCGGAAGUUGUGGUGGUAGAGGGGGAUUAUGAUGAUGCUGUGGAUGAGACGAAGCGGGCGGUGGAGGGGGAUGGGAGUGGGGGUUCGGUGUUGGUGAUGGAUAUUGCUUGGGAGGGGUAUGAGGUUGUGCCGCAGUGGGUCGUAGCAGGCUACCAAACCAUGCUUGACGAGUCUGACGCCCAAGUCCUCACCGCCACCGGCGGCCGGCUAGCCACGCAUGCUAUGGUGCCCGUCGGCUGCGGUUCCAUCGCCCAGGCCGUGACGAAGCACUACAAAGACGCAAAUCGGACACAACCCACCACGGUCAUCGCCGUCGAGCCCGACACGGCCGCCUGUUUGAAGGCAUCCCUCGAAAACGGCAAGAUGACCACGGUACCAACCGGGAACAGCAUCAUGUGUGGGAUGAACUGUGGCACCCUGUCCACGAUUGCAUGGCCGAUUUUGGCAUCGGGGGUUGAUGCUGCUGUGGCGGUGGAGGAUAUGGAAUCUCACGACAUGGCACAGGCGAUUGAGGCAUUGGGUGGAAAUGCUGGUCCUUGCGGGGCGUCGACCCUGGCGGGCUUGAAGAAGGGUUAUGAAACGGACCGGGAACGAUUGGGGCUCACGAAGGAAUCGGUCGUGGUGUUGUUUUGUACUGAAGGGGCGAGACAGUAUGAAUUGCCGGCCGAAUGA